CAAUUUUUGUGUCAGUUUUCUGUGAAAUGUUGCGCAAAGCAGAUAAAUGCGUAGCGAAUCUUUGAAUAAAUUUAAAUUAAAGCAAAGCAAAAAAAAAAAAAAAUACAAACAACAAAAACAAAUAUCAGUUUAAGCAACAGCAACAGCAGCAUCAGCAUUACAAUAACAACAAAAACAAUAAAAAUUUAAAAAAAAAUCUGAAAAUUCUGGAAGAAAAAUUUUUGCUCAAUUUAAAAAUGUGAAAAAAUCGAAAUUUUCAUUCAAAAUUUAUUUUCAAAUGCUCAACGCCUCUGCUUUGAACCAAAUUGGAAACGGAAGUGAAAAAAUUACUAAUUGAAAUCGAAAUGAAACUAAUUACAAAACUAAGUACCUGUGGAUAAUACAAAACCCCAAAAAACAAUUCUGCAAACAUUGUUUUAAAACAAUUCACUAAAUGAAACUCAGCCAAGCGAAUUCUUCAAUUGCAUAAGUGUUAAAAAAAAGGAUAUGAAAACAUUUUCCAAAAAAAUAUAAUUUAAUUUAACCUCCACACAAAUAAACCACCACCAGCAAUUAAGAGCAGUGUUGGUAACUUAUUAAUUAAGCCAAACAAAAAAAGUAUAACUAUCUUCAUACUCACACAAACAAAAAAGAAAUAUUUAAUCAAAAUCAACAAGUUCCAUAAAAGACAAAGACAAUAAACAACAAGUUCAACAAAAACAACAAUAAAUAAAUUAAACUCUUAACCAGGCGACAAAGCAGCACUUUUAUUGUCCCUUCGGGAAGUGACAAUUUUCAUUCAGCUAUUUAAAAUUUUUAAUGAAAUUAUUUUGAAAAGGCGACGAAAAAAAACUAAAAAUUUCAUAUUUAAUUUUCAUGCAAUUCAAAGCACGAGUCCUUCAACUUAAACUACGUUGUUGACUAUUGAUGCCACACAUACGAGAGUACAUACAACACAAUACCCAACUGUGCGAGUGUGUGUGAAUGUACACAUGAGGACAAUCUCUUAGAAUUGUAUUUACUGGACAAUAAGCAUAGGAACAACAGCAACAACUACUACAACAUGAAAUAAAUGCGACAUCGUCGACGACGACAACAAUGACGAUGACAACAAAAGCCACAAUAGUAUGCAUAUGAUUAAAUGCCGAACAAGGGGCUUGAUAUUGCAACAACAUCGAGAACAACAACAACCAUAAAACAGAAGCUUUCUUUCUUUUCACUCCCGCUUUCUCUCCCUCUCUCGAUUGGGAAUAUUCCGUUGUCAUUGUUGUAGCAUUGACAUUUCAAUGGAUUCAUUUGUGUGAGUGCAGUUCACAAGCCUUCAAUACCUGACAAUGUCAAUGAUCAAACAAAGUCGAACGAUGACAACGCUGUCAUUUAUGCCAACAACAAUGCUGGAUGAUGUGUCGAUGCAAACGAUGUCUAUUACCUCAAUGAAGAUGACGAUGAUGAUGAUGGCAAAGACUACGACUUCCAUGAUGAUGAUGAUGACAAACGCCGUUUCAGUUCGAUGCUGCAGUCAACACGAAUAAUUUCUCUGUGACACAAAGACAAUUUCAAUUCUACACAAAAAAAAAAAAAAAAAAAAACUUAAAACAAUUAAAAAAACUAAAGGACUCUAGAAAUUGUGCCAAUGUGAAAUUUAAAAAAAUCUAAAAAAAAAUACUUUAUGCAUCCUGAAAUCUAACUUUAAUAACAUUUCAAAAUAAGUCCUCCAACAAGCCAAUAUUUAUAUUCAAUCUACAACCAUAACAACAACAACAAAAGUGCAAAAAAUAAAUUCAACUUACAAUCCAUUGCCAUCAUCUUCAACACCAUAACCAUGGACAAGAAAGGUUCCUCGGGUUCAUCCAAAUCCAAAUCAAAAACGAAACAGAAAAAACUCAAACCUAACAAGGAGUCCAGCACCUGUCUGGAUGUCGAUUUGUGGGAGGAAAAUGAAGAUCGUUUCACUUCCAUUGAAUUGCCUCCGGGCCAAAAAAUGCCAUACAACAAUGCACCUGCCCCCAUUCCGGCACCACCAACACCCAAACCUGCCAAAGUGGAUAAAUCAUCGGCGGCCAAGGGACAGCAGCCGCCAGCAGCGACCAUAACCUCGGUGCCGACAGUGGCUACGUUGCGUGACGUCGACUCACAUGCGGCCCUGCUCACGUUGGACGUGACGGCCCAGAGUGAGACCAAUGAACCGGAACGAGGCAAUUGGACGGGUCGAUUUGAUUUUCUACUCUCGUUGUUGGGUUACUCAGUCGGUUUGGGUAAUGUUUGGCGUUUUCCGUAUUUGUGUUAUAAUAAUGGUGGAGGCGCUUUCCUUAUACCCUUCACCAUUAUGUUAAUUAUUGCCGGCCUUCCCCUGAUGUUCAUGGAGCUGUCAUUCGGUCAGUAUGCCGCCCUGGGACCGGUGGCCAUCUAUCAGCGUUUUUGCCCAUUGCUUUGCGGUUUGGGUACGGGCAUGAUUAUUGUCUCGGCCAUUGUUAUGUUGUACUAUAAUCUCAUUAUUGCCUGGACUAUAUUCUAUAUGUUUGCAUCGUUUCGCACCAAGCUGCCGUGGCAGAACUGUGAGCCCGAAUGGAGUACAGAAAAUUGCUUUUCCUACGAAGCUGCUGACAAAUGCGAUUCUAUAAAUGGAACUUUUUAUCUGAGGGAGUGUUACAAUGCCACCUAUGCUGAGGAGCAUAAUAUUACCGAAUUGGCAUUGCAUGCUUUGAAAAAGCCACCAGCGGAGGAGUAUUUUACGAACUAUGUUCUCGGCUUGUCAUCGGGCAUCGAAGAAACGGGAGCCAUCAAAAUUUCACUGGCCGCUUGUUUAUUUUGUGCCUGGACCAUUGUGUUCCUGUGCCUCUGCAAAGGUGUACAAUCAUCGGGUAAGGUGGUUUAUUUUACCGCCCUCUUCCCGUAUGUGGUCUUGGUUAUAUUGUUUUUCCGUGGUGUCACAUUGCCGGGUGCCGGAACGGGUAUAUUAUUUUAUCUAACACCGGAUUUCAAUCAGUUGGCUAAUGCUCAGGUUUGGGGCGAUGCUGCAGUACAAAUCUUCUUUGCCUUAAGUCCAGCUUGGGGUGGCCUAAUUACAUUGUCGUCGUAUAAUAAAUUUUCAAAUAAUUGUUACAAGGAUUCCCUAAUUGUGGCCUUUUGUAAUAUAGCCACCUCGUUCUUUGCUGGCUUAGUUAUAUUUUCAAUUAUUGGAUUUUUGGCCCACGAAUUAGAUGUGGAAGUGGAGAAAGUUGUGGAUCAAGGUGCCGGCUUGGCCUUCAUAGUCUAUCCGGAGGUGGUUACACGUCUACCCAUUUCGCCCGUGUGGUCUGUGCUAUUUUUUGUCAUGCUAUUAACCCUGGGCUUGGACUCACAGUUCGCUCUGAUGGAAACUGUUACAACUGCCAUUUUGGAUAAAUUUCCAAAUUUAAGACAAUACAAAACAUGGGUUGUACUAUUUGUUGGGAUAUUCGGUUAUGUUGGCGGUCUCGGCUUUACCACAAAUAGCGGUAUGUAUUGGCUGCAGCUGAUGGACAAAUAUGCCGCCAAUUGGUCUGUCCUAUUGAUAGCCAUCUCAGAAUGUGUUCUCAUUGCCUGGAUUUAUGGUUCACAGAAUUUCUUAAAUGAUAUCCAGGGUAUGAUUGGUAAACGCUCGAAAAUGUGGAACUACUUUUGGUCGGGUAUGUGGCGUUUUAUAACACCGGCAACAUUAUUGUUCAUUUUAUUCUUCAAUUGGGUUGAAUACAAACCAGCCUCCUAUGGCCAGUAUGUCUAUCCGCUGUGGGCCGAUGCAGUUGGUUGGGUAAUUGGUUUGCUGCCAGUAUUGGUUAUCUUUUUGGUGGCCUUUAAACAAAUCUACAAUGGUCCCGAACAUUUGGGUGUCAAAGAUCGCAUUGCGUUUUUGUUGAAACCCACAGAAGAAUGGGGUCCGGCGGGAAGACCCUGUCUCUAUCCAGAUCGUUAUCAAAAUGAAAAUACGGCCAGUCUAAUGGAGGGAGCUAUAGCGGAGGUGUUGCCCUUCGAAGAUAAUGGCACCACUUUUGGGGCUGGCAGUAAUCGAGGAGCUGGCGGUGAUGGUGGUAGCAUUGGUAUUGGCAGUCAAAAGGAAGCAAUGCAGCUCUGAGAGCGAGCUAUGGCAUCGACUUCGACAUUUGCCCCCAAGCAAAUGACUGAUGAUACCGGUGCUAUUACCAUGACCACAGCAACUUCGAAUGUCAAUGGCAGAAAUGAGCGCAAGGAGGCAAAUGGAAAUAAAAUGGAUCCCGGUCCCAUGGUGGCCAUAAAAACGGCCCCGGCCAACACAUGUCAACCGGGACCCAGCAUAUUGAAAUCAAAAGGGGGCAAACCCUCAGAUAGUGUAGGCAGUGUGGGUGGAAAACCUCCACCUGAAAUAAGUCCCAGUAAACAGCCUUUGAUCCAGGCCGAACUGCGGGCCAACGAUAGUGUGGUGUCUUUCCUCAACGAAAAGACCACUCCACUGGCCACCGAAACCAUUAGCGAUAAAAUAACCAAAGUAACUGCCACAAUAGUAUUGCCCACAACGGCGGCAACAUCGAUAACAACACAAUCGAAAAUCUUAAUACCAACAACAACAACGAGCACUGCAGCCAAACUGGUGGUGGCCGGUACAGCUGACAGUGGUCGCGAGCUUAAGACCUUAACCACUUUUGCCACAACAACUGCCAAGCCAACGAUCAGCGAUAUCGUGAAUACCAAGGCAUCCACUGGAGGUGGUGUUGGUGGCAGUGGUACAACAACAACGAUGGUCACCCAGGUGAUCAAUGGUGGUGUGGUGGCAACCCCGACCACCUCCUUUGCUGUGACCAUGGUGCCAAUGGUAACAACUACAACCACAAAGCCGGUGGCCAGCGCAGGCAUUGCCACAACCAGCGUUACUGCAAGCGCAGCAAAACCAAUAACUGCCACCGCUUCGACGAUAACAAAACCGACGGUGGUAAAAACUGACCCCGGUGGCGGCAGUAAAAUUCAAACGCAGGUUGUAUCUACAACCGAUUUAAGCCUUACAACGACAACCAAAUCAGCGGCUGUGGCUAAUUGUGUAACCAAACCUCUGCAGGCGACCGCUGUCGGAGGCAAAACCAGUGAUUCAACCAACAAAAGUGCUGCCAUUAAAACUACGAAAACUUCCACCACCAGCGUUGUCACUACGCCAACUACAAUACCAGCUACAUUAGCUACAACCCCGAUGGCGGUGAGUAAUAAUAAAUUACCGUUAAGUGCUACAACGCCACCAAAAGGCCAGGAUGCCCCAUCAACGGCGGCGGCCACAUCUUUAAAAUCAACAAUGGUGGUGUCCAGUAGUUCAGGUCGGCCCACAACUUUGGUUGACUCUACGAAAACACAGGUUCCCCUGACAUCUUCACCUGCUGGAAAAAGCAUGACUCCCACAUCUUUGGGUAAGACGCCAACUGGAAAAGCUUCCUCAACAAAUGUGGAGAGUGGCAAAUCUUCAACACCGGCAGCUGCAGCAACGCCAUCUACAAAAGUGACUUCCACAUUAGCAAGUACAACAACCUCUGCAUCAAUCACUAGCCAAGCUAAGACAUCGGCUGCCCCCACAACAGUGGCACCUACAAAGCCAACUUCAUCAGUAGCUACAACUACCACAAAACCCCAAUCCACAGGUAAGUCGACAACAGCGCCAUCUUCCGCCAAACCACAAACAACAGCCACAGCAUCUUCCACAACCGCCGCUGCAACACCUGCCACAUCCAGUAGCAAGGCCAGCUCAUCGGUUACCGUAUCUCAGACACAACCAGCAACGCAAAAAUCCGCUACCACAGUUUCUGAAAAAAUAUCAGCCACCAAACCCAUAGCCACCACAACUACAACUCCACCACAGAGUUCGGCAAAAGCAACGACUUCUCAAUCUACCACAGCCAGCAUCACAGCUCCAGCCGGAGCAGCAGCGCCAGCUGUUGUCAAACCAGCACCCACAAAAAUUGCCAAAACUUCGGUGGUAACAUCCAAUGACAAACCCAUUUCAACAACAACAAUACAGAAACCAACAACAUUUUCUACAACCCUAACCAAAGCUACAACCACAAAUGUCACCACCAGCCCGGCUACAAGUGGUGGUACAUCUACGACACCUGCCACAACUGCAAUCACAAAGACCACUACUUCCACAACAUCUGCUCCCAAGACAACAGCAACGACAUCUGCAGCAGCAACCACAAAAUCUCAAACCACAGCCAAAACGCCAACAACCACAAACAGUGCUGCAACAGCUAAGACAACAACAACAGCAACCACAAGCUCUACUACAACAGCGCCAAAACUAUCCAGCAACAGCACAGGAUCCACAACAUCAGCAAAAACUUCAACAUCAACCACCAGCAGCAGUGCAGCAGCGGCCACAAGCAAAUCGUCAACUACAAAAAGCGCCACAACCCCCAGUGUUGCCACCUCUGUGGCAAAAUCAAGCAAGUAGUUUUAAGUAUAAAGUUUUCCGUAUAUCUACAACCCAAAAAACACCCCCCAUAAAAAUAGUGUUCUGUAAAAAUUAUUUAAUUCGAAUUGAAUGGUGUCUACUGCAGUUAUCAAAAAAUAAGCCAUUGUGGAUCAGGAGGGUUUCACAGGGGGUUGAUGUUAUGAGGUUUGCACAAAAUUUCUUGACCAUUUUUCAAAAAGUUAGAGUUAGAGAUGUUUCUAUAAAGAUCGAUUAUGACAACACUUUUCUGAAGUACUCGACCGUGUCAUAUUUCAAAUAAUAUGACAUAUGCCACAUAUUCUACAAAAAAUGAUGAAUAAAUAUUAUUUUCGGCGCUCCUAGGCGAAUAAAAACAGUUAAAUGUUCCAUAUUUUAGGAAGACCAAUUGUAUUUAUCUGGACUUAAGUUUAAAGUUAUACAAAUAGAGAAAUGUCCAAAGUCCAGCCGAGUUUCACAAAAUGGAAACAUACGUCCCGAAAUUCACUCCAUUUAGGCUGAUAUUAGCCAUUAUUUACACAAUAAACCCGAAAUCGGAUUAAGGAUAUAUAUCGGUGCUAUAUCCAAAUCUUCGUCAAUCUCCAUAAAAUUUGGCAAAGGUAUUUCCGAGCUCUAUAAGAUGUCUGGUACCAAAUAUCAUUAUUGUCGAAUGCAUAUUACGAAUUUGAGAGGUUUGAAUACCAAAUCGGAUGAAACAUACAUAUGGGAGCUAUAGCUAUAUCUGAAAUUUUCACCAAAUUUGAUGUACUUGCUUCUAGACUGAAUUUCGUUGGAUGUGCCAAAAUCCAGGUCAUUUGGACUGAUAUUGGUAAUUUGGUGCACCAUUUGACCUGAAAUCGGUUGAAGAUAUAUUAGGGAACAAUAUCGGAAUCUGAACCGAUCCUGACGAAAUUUGGGAAAGGUAUUUCUGGGCUACAUCUAAUACCAAACAUCAUUGUUGUGGUGUACAUAUUACGAAUGUGGGACUUAAAACCCUAAUCGGAUGAAUCAUAUUUAUGGGAGCUGAAGCUAUAUCUGAACCGAUUUUCACCAAAUUUAAUGUACUUACUUCUAGACUAAAUUUGGUCAGAUGUGUCGAAAUUCACAUCAUUUGGGCUGAUAUUAGAUAAAGAUAUAUUCUAAUCUGAUCUAAUCUGGGAGCUUUAUUCUAAUCUGAUCCUAUUUCGAUUAAAUUUGACGGAGUUAUUUUUGAGCUUCAUAAGUUAUCUGUUACCAAUUAUCAUUCUUGAGGACUGUAUAUUACGCGUAAACAUAUAUAUGGGAACUAUAAAUUUGAUGUACAUAUUUCUAGGCUGAAUUCGGUCGGGUGUGCCAAAACCAGGUCAUUUAGUCUGAUAUUGGCCAUUUGGUGCACAAUUAACCCGAAACCGGUUGAAGAUAUAUGUGGGAGCUAUAUCUAAAUUUGAACCAAUUCACACCAGUUGCAAUUGGGUUUGUCUUUGGGCCAAACAAAUAUUGUUUGAAAAUUUUCAUGUCAAUCGGACAAUAAAUGCCAUCUGCAUUUUUUCAGAAAAAUACAUAGACAGACAGACUGACAUGCAUAAGCCGAGAAGACUCAGAAAGUGAUUCCAUGGAGAUCCUCAAAAGUAACUAUGGGUCUAUAUCGCUUCCUAUUCCAUCUUACAAACAAAUGAACAGAGACAUAAUACCCUUACCACUAUGUGGUAUAGAGUAUUAAAAAUAAUGUUGUCGCACAGUGUAACUAAAAUAUUCAAUUCAAUGUUUUUAUAACCUCCAACAUAGUACGUUUGUCAUUCCGUUUGUAACAACUCGAAAUAUACAUUUUAGACCUCAUAAAGUAUAUAUAUAUUCUUGAUCAUCAUAAAAUUCUAUGUCGAUUUAGCGAUGUCCGUCCGUCUGUGGAAAUCACCCUAUCUUCCGAACGAAAUGAAGUAGGUUAAAAAAAAUUUUACUCAAAUGUAUAUUAUGUCUGCAGAGCUAUUGGUAUUAAAAAAUGGGCUAUGUAGGACCAUGUAUGGCCCCCAUAUAAUGGUACCUCCCAAUUUUCGAUAUUUUAUUCUAUGUCUGUGCAGGUCCAAGUCUUAUAUAUUAAGUAGCCCCCAUAUAACGGUACUUCCCCCAUAUAACGGUACCUCCCGAUAUUCGGUAUUUUGAUGAUUUUAGCGAAUAUAUUCACCGGAAUUUAUUUAUUUAGUCAUAAUGGAUACUACAGCCUAAGACAGAAAAUUGUCUGUGCAGGUCCACGUCUUCGUAGAGCUCCCAUAUAACGGUACGCCCCGAUAUUCGGUAUUUUAAUGAUUUUAUGGACAUUUUCACCAGAAUUGUUUCAAAUUUGGCACUUGAAGUUCGUAAUGGAUACUACAGCCUAAGACAGAAAAUUAUCUGUGCAGGUCCAUGUCUUCGAAUUUUGAUGAUUUUAGCGAAUUUAUUCACCGGAAAUAUUUCAAAUAUGAUAUUUGAAUUUCAAAAUGGAUACUACAGCAUAUGACAGAAAGUUGUCCAUGCAGGUCCACACCUUCGUAUUGCCCCCAUAUAACGGCACCUCCCGAUAUUCGGUAUUUUGAUGAUUUUAGCGACAUAAUUUACCGGAAUUAUUUCAAAUUUUGUAUUUGAAGUUCGUAAUGGAUACUACAGCCUAAGACAGAAAAUUAUCUGUGCAGGUCCAUGUCUUCGAAUUUUGAUGAUUUUAGCGAAUUUAUUCACCGGAAAUAUUUCAAAUAUGAUAUUUGAAUUUCAAAAUGGAUACUACAGCAUAUGACAGAAAGUUGUCCAUGCAGGUCCACACCUUCGUAUUGCCCCCAUAUAACGGCACCUCCCGAUAUUCGGUAUUUUGAUGAUUUUAGCGACAUAAUUUACCGGAAUUAUUUCAAAUUUUGUAUUUGAAGUUCGUAAUGGAUACUACAGCCUAUGCCAGAGUUGCCUAUGCAGGUCCACGUCGUCGUAUAGACGCUAAUAUAUGGCUACCUUCGGUAUUUUUAAGAUUUUAACAGAAUUUUUAACGGAUUUUAUUUUGGAAAAUUGCCAAAUUUGUAUCAAAUGGUGGAGGACAUUCAAAUUUCGGCCCGGCCGAUUUUAUAGCUAUUUUACUUGCGUAAUUUCCAAAUAAAUUCCAAUUUUUCCGAACUUAAUGCUUUUUUACUUGUUUGGCAUUAUUUUUGUUGUAAGGAACAUUAAAUACGGAGACCUUGCUCCUUGAAGCUUAACCUUAAGGAUAAAGUAAUACUUCAUAAUCGUUCGCUCAUUGAUUUUAGUUCCUCGAACUACAUGCUACUGGCCUAGUUAAUGUGCACUUUUCAAUGAAUCUUUUGUGAACUGAGGGAAGUGAAUGACCUGCAUAGUAAAUAACUAUGUGAACUAAAGGAACUAUAUGAACGAAAGAGUUGAAUAUGGUUCCUAUCACAGAGUGGUUUUUUGAAAUAAUUCCUUUGGGAACUGCACUUUUUUAAGUUGGCAAUGUUUUUAGGCUUUCAAUUCUAAAGUUUUCCAUUUUUUUGCUAAAUUCCACUAAAUUCUAUGCAAGCUUAAAAUACACCCCUCUGAAACACUCCAGAUCCCACAAGGCAUUACGUUUUUAACAAUAAAUUAAAAGCUAUUUUUAAGUAUAAUUAAGAUUUAGUUUAAAAAGUCAAAUUAACAAAUUAUUAAUACGUUUUAUAUACAAAUACAAAUAACCUAAUAUGCAACUACA
Messenger RNA from Musca domestica (house fly), 10046 nucleotides. RefSeq lists its product as uncharacterized. Gene Ontology annotation, biological process: sodium ion transmembrane transport. The transcript has 13 exons. The record is from RefSeq and is a predicted model, not a curated record. NCBI's taxonomy places the organism in Eukaryota, Metazoa, Arthropoda, Insecta, Diptera, Muscidae. Gene Ontology annotation, cellular component: membrane.